AUGAACACCAGCGAGAUUGAAGCGCUUAGACAAAAUGCCAGAAAUUUUCUGACCGAUGCGCAGGAACUCUGUCAGCAAUCAGACACGAAAUUAAUGAACUUAAAGUUGAAAAUUCAGAAUGAACAGAAGCACCGAACGAAACUGCAAUUUAUCAUUACGGGAAUCAAAUGCCAAGUGGAAUUUUUGCUGAACAAUAUUUUGGUUAAAGAAAUUGGGGAAAAUCUCAUAGAGCAUGAAUGGUGUGAGAAUGUGCUUGGAGAUUUAGUUCAAGAAAUGGAAUUUUGGCAUAAUGCCAUAUACAAGAAAAUUGAGCAUUUAGGGAAAGUGCCAAAUGUUCUUGCUGGUGGUAAAUCAUUUCUGGGUGAUUACGUCGCACAGGAGAGUAAUGGCAUGCUAAGGGAUAAACUCAGUGAAAUCCCGGUCAUUAAGGCACAGGUCGAAAAUAUACGAAAACAGUACGACUUAAUGGUCCAUAAAGUCAGAAAUCAGCUGUUGGAUACAAAAGUAAGGGGAACAAUCGGGGAUUUUAAUGUUUGCUACAGUGCAGAGUCUAAAAAUUCAGCUACUCUAGAUCAUGCGUUUCCGGACGAAAAAGAACGAAUGGAGAAGGAACUUGUUAGUUUCCUGAACUCUUUUACAGAUCAUUUCGACAAAUGCAAUUUACUUUGCGAGGAUUUACCUGCUGUUGACAGUAUAGCUCUUUUUGAAAUAGUGAAAAGGGACGACAGCGAGUUGGCGUCCAUAUACGAACUUCUAGAAGAGACUGCUAGCGAAGUAAGCAGUCUGUAUGAUGAGAUUAUGUCAAUUUUACAAGAGAGGGAGGAAGGUCGGCAUAGGUUAAUGACCUCUACAUCAAAGCUUUUUCAAGAGUCACGCAAACACGAAGAAUACUUGUCCGUUUUCAAAGGUAUUUCGGAUUUAGUGCAACGAUUCAAAGAUACUUGCAUGGAAGAACUUCAGCAAGUUAUAGAGUUGAAUACAUUUUAUGAUAAAUUCGAGAAAAGUUACGCGAAUCUCUUGAACGAGGUAAAUCGUCGGAAACAAGUUUCACACAAAUUGUCUAAGAUUCUUAAGUCAUGCGAGGAUGCUCUUCAAGAGGUGAAUGCUAAAGACAUCAAUGCCCGUCAAACUUUCCUGUCUGAAAAUGGCCAAUACUUGCCAGAAACCAUAUGGCAAGACAAGAUAGAUGAUAUGAAACCACUAUAUUCCAUGCACUAUGAAGUGCGGGACUAUGACAAGUAUUUACAAGAGUAA
Molecule: messenger RNA, 1254 nt
Organism: Lachancea mirantina
Lineage: Eukaryota; Fungi; Ascomycota; Saccharomycetes; Saccharomycetales; Saccharomycetaceae
Source: the annotation of a GenBank genome assembly